Closterium sp. Naga37s-1 is the source of this 2688-nucleotide messenger RNA. The record is from the annotation of a GenBank genome assembly. Lineage: Eukaryota; Viridiplantae; Streptophyta; Zygnematophyceae; Desmidiales; Closteriaceae.
AUGAGCGGGCGCACGGGGGACGGCGGGGGCGUUGGGGGAAGCGGAAGAAGCGGGGGCGGCGGAAGCAGGCGGGGGUCGCGGGAGCUGUCACUGGCGGAAGAGGAUUUGCGCGCGCUAGAGGAGGGGAUAGAGGAGGGGGGCGGGGACUUAUCGGACGUGGUUCGCGGAGGGGCGACUGGGGAAACGAGUAGGGCGCGGCUUUCCCCCUCGGCGGAGACACGCGCGCUUGUAAAUAGACCACGGGGGAGGAGCAUGAAGGAGCGGGAGCCCGCGCAUGGGGGGACUGCUGCGGAAGCAAGCGCGGAGCCAGGCAUGCGCGCGCAUGGCGGGGAGUGCGCGGACAUUGGGGAAGGAGCGGUGGAGGGGAGAGCGCCGGGAAGCAGCAGGGGUUGGCGGGCAAGAGAGGGACGCGCGCUGCAGAGGGGGCGCAGCGAGGGCGGGCGGAUGGGGGAACACUUCCGCGUGAGGGAGGGCGCGGGCAUGGGGGAAGGCAGUAGGGAGGGCGCGGGCAUCUCUGCCAGCUCCACAGACGCGGAGGCUGUGCUGUGCCGCGCCCUUGCCUCCAUCCCCUCCCCCCCGGACAGCCCCUCCGCGCUCACCCUCAUUCCGCCCCUCACUCCCUCCUCCUAUAAACCUAACAAGGCAGGAGCAGCUGCAGCAGCUGCUGCUGCGGCUCCCUCCGCUGAUAUUGCUCCCGCUCCAGUCCAGCUGCUGGGCUCCUCUGCCCCGGCCCCUUCCCUUGCAUUCAGAAACCCCCUGGCGGCGCUGCCUCCACUGCCCUUCCCCUUCCGCCCCUCCCCGCGCGCCCCUGCGCCCAGCCCCGCUCCCGCAUUUGCCACUGCAGCUGCUCUCAUAGCUGUUGCUACUGGCAUGCCGGAUGGUGGUCGUAUGGGUAUGUCAGAGAGCCGUAUGGGCAUGUCGGAAGGGCGGAAGGGCAUUGAAGGGCGUGUGGGCAUCCCAGAAGCGACGUCAGUGGAGACUAUCAGCAGCACUCUCAGCUCUGACACCGCUGCUGCCAUUCCCCGCAUGCAGCACGUGGCCGCUCUGCACCGCAUUCAACACCAGCAACUCCAGCAGCAGCAGCAGCAGCAGCAUGUUGGGAAUCAGAGCAGCCAGAAGCCAGCAGCAGAGUCUUCUCUCAGUGCCGCCAGUGCCUCUCCAGGGGACACCUAUGGCGCUGCUGCUGCUGCUGCUGCUGCUGCUGCUGGUGGUGCAGGCAGCAGCGGCGCCAACGCCUCUGUCUCCAGCUAUGGGCGCAGCAGCAGCAGCAGCAGUAGCGGCAACAACACCCGCCCCACGUCGCCCCUCCGCUUCGGCGGGAGGCUGGCUGCGAAGCUGGCUGGUUCCUUCUCCUCCCUGGUUCCCAAAUCUCCCAACAGCGAGGGGACUAUGAGCUGGGGCUCCCUCCUCUCAUCCUCCUCCCUCAUUGGCCGCUCCUUCUCCCUGCUCUCCCCCCGGAAAAGCCCCAAAAUGCGCCGGGGAACCUGCCUUGUACCCUCGACGUCGACGCGGGAGGGCGGGGAGGUGGAGGCGGCGGUUACUGGGGAUAGUGAUUUGAGUGGGAUGUUGGGGGAUAGUGAGGUGAGUGGGAUGUGUGGUGGGGAUAGUGAGGUGAGCGGGGUGUGUGGUGGGGGGAUGUCGCUAGAGGCCAGUUUGAGCCAUACGGGCCCGGAUGUGCUGUUGGGUGUGAGGGAUGCUGCUGAGGCAGCAGCGGGAGGAGGAGCAGAUGCAGGAAGAACAGAAGCAGGUGUAGCCGCAGGAGCAGAAGCAGGAGCAGGGAUGUGUUCAGCAGUGGAGGGAGAUGCUGCUAUGAAGAGGUGUUCCAAUAACGGGGCUGAGGAUGUGUUAGCGGGGCAUGUGCGCAGCAGACUGCAGGCAGGGCAAGCAGGACAAGGAGGGCCAGCGGAGAAGGUGGGGAAUAGAGAGCAAGCAGGGCAGGCGGUGCAGGCAGUGCCAGCAGUACAGGCGUGUCGGAGUGGGGAGGAGGCAAGCAAUGAGGAGGAGAGUGGGAGGAAUUGGACGCGGCAAGCCACUGCUGAUCGCAGGCUAGCACUGCAGGGCCAGGGGAAGAGUGGGACAGCUGGGGCAGGAGGGGCAGGUGGGGCAGCUGGUGCAGGUGGGGUGGGUUGGGCAGGUAUAUCUGGUGGAGGUUUGACCCAGGCAGGUGCGAGCUGGACACAGUCCAACCCAGACAGGAAGCUCACCAGCUCUCUCCACAGCCCCACACAUUCCCCUACCGGUAACCCCAGAGGUGGUAACCGCACUGCAGCAAUGAAACGUAACAGCUCAAGCAAGUCACUGAAGGAAGAGGGUGUGUAUCAGCGGGUGCUGGUUGGGUUGGAGAUUUCAGAAGGGGACGAGGAGAGGGGAGGUGAGGGGGUGCCGGAGAGACCAGUGCUGGGUGUGGGGGGAAUGCAUGGGAGGGUAUCUGUGAUUGGUGGUAGCGGUCAGCAAGGGGAAGCAUGUGGGAACGCAUAUGGUGGUGGUGAUGGUGAUGAGAAUGGGAAUGGUGACGGAGGGGGGUAUGUAGAGCAGGAAAGUGAUGGGGAUUCAGCAUCGUCGUCGUCAUUCAGUCCGACAGUCCCUGCUACACUGACGUCGCCGAUAGGGAGUUUGUUUCAAAGCAGGAGGAAGCAUGAGCGCUUACCGAGGCGGUUACAGAGGAGGAAAACUGGCACCCCACGCUAG